Molecule: messenger RNA, 1802 nt
Organism: Girardinichthys multiradiatus
Lineage: Eukaryota; Metazoa; Chordata; Actinopteri; Cyprinodontiformes; Goodeidae
Product: 14-3-3 protein zeta/delta-like
Exons: 6
Coding region: 166-909 (247 amino acids)
Biological process (GO): signal transduction
Cellular component (GO): cytoplasm
Source: RefSeq, a predicted model, not a curated record
CUGGUAACGUUUGACGUCAGUACUCAUUCGGCUCGGCGCUACUCUGAACGUGUCUUGGACCGGUGUGAUUGGGAGGAAACCCCGUUGACUGCACUCAUUCGGACAGGCUGAGAGAAUCAGCUGCACCUUGGUACGCCUACAUCUGCUAGAAUUCAGUGAGCAGCCAUGAGCGAACCGUCUCAGAAGGAACUGGUACAAAAGGCCAAGCUGGCCGAGCAGGCUGAGCGCUACGAUGACAUGGCUGCUGCGAUGAAAUCGGUGACAGAGGAGGGCGAGGAACUGACGAACGAGGAGCGCAACCUGCUGUCAGUGGCCUACAAGAAUGUUGUGGGUGCCCGUCGCUCCUCUUGGCGUGUGGUGUCCAGCAUUGAGCAGAAAGCUGAGGGCAGCGAAGGGAGACAAGCCAAGGUCAAAGAGUACCGGGAAAAAAUCGAGAGAGAGCUGAAAGACAUCUGCAAUGACGUUCUGGUUCUUUUGGACAAGUAUCUCAUCCCCAAAGCGGAGGCAGCGGAAAGCAGAGUAUUUUAUUUGAAAAUGAAAGGAGACUACUUCCGCUAUUUGGCUGAGGUGGCUACAGGAGAUGAGAAGGACGGUAUUAUUAAAGAUUCACAGAAUGCAUACCAACAGGCCUUUGAUAUCAGCAAAGGAGAAAUGCAGCCGACACACCCCAUACGCCUCGGUCUAGCCCUUAAUUUCUCUGUGUUCUUCUAUGAGAUCCUCAAUUCUCCAGAAGAAGCUUGCCACCUAGCCAAACAGGCCUUCGAUGAUGCCAUUGCAGAACUGGACACACUGAGUGAAGAAUCGUACAAAGACAGUACACUAAUCAUGCAGCUAUUGAGAGACAACUUGACACUGUGGACUUCUGAUAAUGCAGUCGAGGGAGAGGACACAGAGGAGCCCAAAGAUUGAGCCUCACCCCCAGUCAUCCCGUCUGCCUGACAUCAUCCAAAGUCCUCUUAAUGUUGAUCAGCACCUUAUCCACCUCAUUCAUAACAUCCAGCUUGAUCCUUUGUUUUUCUGACUAGGUCUUAGCUCAUAUCAUUCUUUUCAGUUUGCUGUUUGUUCUGCAGUAACUGUAGAUAAACAAGCAGGGGCUUUAAAGUGUGAUGAAGAAGGUUUAUGCAUAUUUGGGGUUGGAUUGCUUGCGUGAUUAAGAUCUUGUUCUGGGUUCAAGCAUUUUUAAGGGUUUCUUAGUCUUGAGACGUACAGCAAGCAGUUUUAGACAUCGUGUAUUCUUCUCAUAAAAGGUGCCGUUUGUAAGCAACUACAUCUUUUGAUGACCAGUCUGGUUGCUCAAUACUAGAAGCUGCCUGCUUACACCUGACCUGGCAGGAGAGGAAAUACAGCACAGGUAGACACAAUGAUGACAUAAUGGGGAGUGCUGGCGAUGAAGGGCCAGGUUUUACACAGGUUACAUUCCAUAAACUGUCAGUUAUCAACCUUCUACUGUCUUUAUUUUUCUUUGUUGGGAGGGUGGGCGGCUUUUGUAUGUCUGUGUAUCCAUUAUGAGGUAUAGAAAAUGAAAAGAACAAGAGCACAAGCUUGUACUGUUGCUGUUUUUGAAUGAGCAGCUCAGUAAGUAUAAAAAAAUCCCACUUUUUAUAUUAUUAAAGGUUUUUGAAAAUAAGGUUUUUUUUUCAUGACUUGCAUAAAGAUUGUUAAAGGGUCGUCUGGAGAAGUAGGAGGCUGUUUGCCGUUUAGGUUUGUCUGUCUUUGGGAUUUUCAUACUAAACACUUGAGCGUAACUGUUAAUGGGGAUAAUGCAUAAUUUCAUUUAAGUGAAAUAAACAAUUUAAACGGUU